Messenger RNA from Exaiptasia diaphana, 4753 nucleotides. RefSeq lists its product as uncharacterized. The transcript is spliced from 2 exons. Bases 290 to 3622 code for a protein of 1110 amino acids. Gene Ontology annotation, molecular function: laminin binding; calcium ion binding. Lineage: Eukaryota; Metazoa; Cnidaria; Anthozoa; Actiniaria; Aiptasiidae. Gene Ontology annotation, biological process: nerve development; morphogenesis of an epithelium; muscle attachment. The record is from RefSeq and is a predicted model, not a curated record. Gene Ontology annotation, cellular component: dystrophin-associated glycoprotein complex; sarcolemma; dystroglycan complex.
UGGUGAGACGUUACGAAACAGGGCGUAUAUCAUGCUCUAUUUCAUAAGGAUUUCUUUAUAAACUUCGUAGCGCAAAUGCUUUUCCUUGUCCUACACCAGUAUGAGGAUUUCCUAUUCGUUUUUGGAAGCGAUCUCUCAUGAGUUUAUGAGUGUCUCAUUCAACGAAGAACCCAUUAAAAGUGAGGAAUCAACUAGCCGAAGUCUAAACGAAGUACUCUCGAAUGUUUGACGACAACCUACGAGGCUGCAAUGAUUGACAGUUCUGGUUGUCUUAGAACCUUGUUCUCUCAUGUCAAAAGCAUUGGCCGUUUUGAAGCUAUUUUUCUCAUUGGUGUCAAUCAACUCUACUGCCAAGUCCCCAACUAACAGUUUUACGCAUUCAAACAGUACCAUCCCAAUUACCCCUGCUCCUCUACCUAUGCCUCUUCUCAUAAACCCAGUGGACUCUUUAUCGUCAUUUGUUGGACAAGCAUUCGAGUUUGAAGUCCCGGAUGACACUUUCCAUCCCAUUGGAAAACUAAAAAUGUCGAUGUUGACGGUCAACAAAGGACAGGUUUCAUCAAAGUCGUGGCUUCGUUUUAAUCCAAAGACCAGCAAAAUCUACGGUCUUCCCUUGCAAGGCAAUGCUGGAAAGUUUAAAUUCUAUCUCAAAGCAACUAAUGAACAAGGAAUGUCGGCUGAAGAUAUUAUACAUGUUCACGUUCGAGAUGCUGGCGGUCAAUAUAAUCACGAGUUUGUCUUAAAGACUGCAUUUAAUCUUGCGACCUUCGUGUCAAAUUUGGAAAAUAGGUUUGUUUUUAUCAAACGACUGGCGAGGUAUACGCUUAGAAGCAGUGAUGUCAGUACAAUAUGGAUCAAAUCGUAUAACAAAGGUCUUAAGCAAAUAACAAUUGCCUUCAAUACUAUUAGAUAUUCCCCUUGCAAUAAAGGUGAGCUGGAAAAGUUACGAAACAAGUUUGUGACAUCUUCAGGGAGUAUUCGAAGCGACUUUCAGAAAGCUCUUUCUAGUACCUACCCAAUCACAGGCGUGGAUCUAAGAUACUUUGGACCCUGUGAUCCACCAACACCACCACCCCCUCCACCCUUUGAAUGGGGUAUUCUAAAACAUUUAAUGCCAAUUCUAAUGCUUCUGUUUGUAAUUGGGCUACCUGUGGGGAUUUCAUGUGCAGUGCGCAAGCGAAGCGAGAAAAGAAGAGCUAAACUUCUGGACCAACUGAAGAAAAAGCGUAGAGAGGAAGAAAAUGGCGGAUUUACAUUCCAUACCGUGCAUUAUAACAACAGAUAUCCUUCAAUGUUAUCGAUGUCGAACAACUCUCGAGAGGAAGAACAAACCGGUGAUUCGGACAACAGCAACAGUAAGACUAUGUUGAAUGGAAGUCUUCCUUCUAAUAACAUCAACGGCAUAACAACUGUAUUAGUGAACAAUAGCCCAACAAAUAACGCAAUGGCUGCAUCACCAAAGAAUGAACGAGCUGCAGGAACACUGAACACUGAAAACAAACCAAUCAACGUUGAUGUGAAGAGACCUAACUCUGUCAACUUGGAUAAACCAGCGAACAAGCCCGGGAGAAUAGUUUACAUGGGAAAAUCAGACAUGAAUAUUCCUGUUUAUUACACAAAGCCUAAAGAAGAAGAGCCGGAGUCAGAAAUGUCAUUCUUUGGCAUUGCUGAGACAAUUUCAUCCACGAUAAAAGGAAUUGGGAAAUCUGUUAUGAAUAUUGCAGGACAAGGAGAAGAGGAGAUGGCACCAGYGCAAGAAGUCAAAGUCAACAAUGCACAAGAAAGGAUUUCUAAAGACAACAAUGUAGUUUUGCUGUCGUCGGAACUUCAACUUCCUUUAGGAGUGAAUGGUAAGUCCGAUGUUUCCAGGCGCUUUUCUGUGCAAAAUAUUGAAACUGAGAUUGGUAAAGUCCACGUUGGUGGUGGAAUACCAAAGCGAAGUCGAUCUGAAAUGAAACUCAGUGACUUAGCUCAUCGUGCCAACCACGAACCAGACUAUGGAAUGAUGUUCGAUGAACGUUCAAACAUUGCCGGUACAUUAAUGAGUCCAAGUAACGUUCGGUUGCCAAUGAGAGGACUUUCUAUGCCCCAUUUAGACAUCGCCAGUCAAGCUGAUAUGCACAAUUAUUCACAGUUUGAACCUCAGACUAAUCCACAAAAUGUUCCAUUAAAGAGCUGUUUAAAAAAUUCACAAUCGUCAACGGCCAUUUCUUCGAUGAUGGAGCAAACAACAGUGCAAGGUGGAGGAAUGGUUAUUGGUGAUUUAACACACCAGAUAGAGCAAAUGUCUCUGGAAAUGAGGAAUGACUUUGGAAGCAAAGGAAAUGAGAAUGUUCAUUACACUAGUCAGCACUUCGACGAUGGACAAACUUCAUAUCAACAAACUGCAUAUUCUGGUGGAGGAACGGCAUAUUCUGGUGGACAAAUCGGUUCAUCCGUUGGAGGACCAAGUUAUUCUGGUGAAGCUACCAUGUAUUCUGUUGAAGGAUCGUCUUACACUGCUGGAGAUACCGUAUAUUCUGCAGGACUCGCCAAUUCUUCAAGUGGUCAAACUAUAUAUUCCAACGGACAAACCGUAUAUUCAGAUGGAAACUCCGUAUAUUCUGGUGGAGGACUUUCGUACACUAGUGGUCAAACCAUUUCUUCCGGAGCACAAGUUUAUUCAGACGGACAUGCAGUUUAUUCUGGCGGAGGACUUUCGUAUACCGAUACGGUUUAUUCUGGUGGACAGCACAUUUCUUCCAGCGGGCAGGUUGCUUAUUCUGGUGGAGAAUCAGUGCAUACUGGUGGAGGGGCCGUUUACUCUGGUGGGCAAACUGUUUCUACCGGUGGACAGGUUGCUUAUUCUGGUGAACAGACCGUAUAUUCCAGUGGGGAACCUGCGUACACUGGUGGAGGGGCCGUUUACUCUGGUGGGCAAACUGUCUCUUCCGGUGGGCAAACCACUUGCUCUGUUGAAGAAAGGGUUCAUUCUGAAAGAUCUAUACAAGGAGGAAACGACAAUAACACGAGUGGAGGGAAAAUGCAUCAAAAGGAUGACGAUCUUUCUGUUGAUGAUGAAGAGGCAAUGGACUAUACAACAUGGAGACGGCGUAAGAUCCAACAAGCUGAGAGAGAGGCCCAGCUGAGGAAAUCCCAGACUGCUAUGGAUGAACAUCCUAGCGGGAAUGAUAACAACACAAUGGAAGAGUCGCCUUACGAGGACUACGUCAACCCUUACCAAUAUGCCAACGGAUCGUCUAGGACAGGUAGGGCACAGUCGUCCAUAUUUCCUUCUCAUGACUAUGGGUGGAGUGAAGAUUAUCAGAAGGAUAACCGCUACAAGCAACAGCCACCGAAUUCGCCUUUAAACAGCAGCUAUAGCACCCACUCCAUGCCUAGUCUAACCGGAGAUCACAAUCACUUUGCAUACAGUGCUACACAUGUGGACAACAAUAGUAAGUUUCCUGAAGGUGAUAAAAGUGUUAUGGGGAAUUUGUUCUCACGAGAAAAGCCUGCGGAAAACAAGAAUCUGAACACGCAGCCUGGACAACAACAGGACGAUGGAUCUCUUGUUGGUUUUCUGAAAACAACAGUUGGUGGUAUUCUGGGUCCAUCUGAUCGUUCAUCGUGGUUCAAGUAGAAAUGAGUGAAACGUGUGAGUAGAAAUCGUGUUAUAUACACAUUCAAUCCUGAAGCAGUUAAGACACUGCUCAUUAUGCAAUGGAUCUUUCUGCAAACCAUCUUAAUCUGGCCAACUUCGAUAAAGGCCAUUUAUCAAGUCAUUUAAAUACAAAUGUAAAAUAUUUACAAACUCACUAUGGAUUGUCAGAUCAGAGCUCCAACUGAACUUUUCAAAUUGACAAUCUAUAUGCACGAGUUAACAAUCCAAUCAUUAUUGAAGUACUCCUAGUUAUCUUCUUCAAUGACUUAAGGUGAAUAGCUUCAGCUGUACUUUGUUAUGCGUGAAGCUUUGUAGUUAAUUAUUAGGUCAGUCAUCACGCUAUACUUAGGUUUAGUGUCGUCUCAUAACUAACAAGUGAAAUUAUGAAUGCGUUAGGAAAAGUAACUGUUUUUUAAUGUUAUGCAGAGAAAUACUUUAACUACUUGAACUAACUUGUUUAUAUGUCAGUAUUUGUGCAGUUUAGUUACAAGAGAGGUGUUGUUAUAAAAAGGCAAAUGCAGAAUAGGCGCGGAACUCCUUUACGAGCAUCGUUAAUAGUAUCAUCCCAGGCAUAUACCAUUCCAGGCGCAUUCUUUGUGACGACUGCGUUUAUAUUGCGUAAAGUUAACGCAUACGGUGAAGAUUCCGUAAAUGUGUAUGUUCCGCGAAGAUGCGUAAAUUCAUCCUUUACGCAUGCUUUACGGACCUUAUACGGAUACAGAAAUAUCAGGACUUGAGCUGUGAAUCAGUAGUGUUCCAUGUCAAAGGGGGAUGUAGGAGAGGGCGGGGCGUUUCAAGCUGUAGCUUACAUAACCUUCUUGACAAGCGUCUCUUUACUCGCUAGAAAUAACGGGCUUCCUGUGUUUGGUCGAAGAGAGAGAGAGCGGAAGGCAGUCCUAUCUCUUCAGGGUUACCCGCAUACAAAGGAGCGUAGCGUAUUGCAAAUCCAUUUUUACUUAGUCAGAAUUUCCUUCGGUUUUAGACUAUUUUGUAGCAAUCAUUGACAACUGACAAAAUCAGGCAAUUUUUUAAAUCGCUUUUUCGACUGCGUGACUCAUGUAAAAGUAGGCAUUAAUAUCAUGUAAAUUGAUUCGACAAAUAAAUAAUUGA